Molecule: messenger RNA, 7597 nt
Organism: Varanus komodoensis (Komodo dragon)
Lineage: Eukaryota; Metazoa; Chordata; Lepidosauria; Squamata; Varanidae
Gene: NR4A1
Product: nuclear receptor subfamily 4 group A member 1
Exons: 7
Coding region: 4706-6487 (593 amino acids)
Biological process (GO): regulation of transcription by RNA polymerase II; cellular response to corticotropin-releasing hormone stimulus
Cellular component (GO): transcription regulator complex; nucleus
Molecular function (GO): nuclear glucocorticoid receptor binding; zinc ion binding; RNA polymerase II cis-regulatory region sequence-specific DNA binding
Source: RefSeq, a predicted model, not a curated record
AACUUUUUAAUAAGGUGCAAAAGUGCAUAGCACGCUGGAGAGUCGGUUUGACAGAUGGGAGGGCUUGCAUGACAAGCACGGUCGUUUUAUCAUUAAAUGGCGGGCAUGCAGUUUUGGAAGGCGGAAUGAAGUUUACAUGAAUUAUACCUUCGUGGUCUGGGGAAUGCAUUUCUCUCCAGGGUGAUCUGACGAGUUGAAAAGUUUGAUGCAAGAGGAAUUGAGUGGCAGGGGAGCACAUGACUGUAUCUUUUUGGUCUUUGGCGAAUGUGAGUGAGGGGGACUUGUAUUGUAGAAAGCUAUUCUGUGUGAUGAAAAGGAAUGGCAGGCUAGGCAUAAACACGGAUUAGAACUAGACUAAUAACUACAACAGAUUCUAAAUAUAGGACGAGUGCGCAGUUAAACCCGCAGCUUCUUGCAGAAUAACUUUAUCUUGAUACAUUUUAAAAGUAGUUUUGCUUACCCAUACUUAAACCACAGUAAACCUUUUUCAACAUGACUUGCUUCUGAAUAGUUUGCAGCCAUAGAAAAGUUAGUAAGGUGGGAAGCACUACAAGGAUUUGACUGCUCAUUCUGAAAGAAGCUUAAGUUUAAACCAUGUGAUAAAUGUGCAGCUUGGGAAAGUUGACCGACAAACAUAAGCUUAAAACAAUUGCUUCUUAGGAUUGGUUUUUCAAGGCGGGGAGGGGGGAGAGUGUGUGUGCUUGUGUUGGGGGGGAGGAAAUGUUGCUUCCUUUUAUCCUUUGCAGACUUAAAGUGCAAGGGGAUCAGGUUGGGUGGAGACUUGGUUUAGUUUGAAGGAAGUAUAAUGGUGCACUUGUUCCAAUCUGCAGCUUUCACAGUCCACAUUUGCAUUUUAAAGGAUGAAGUUGCAGUAACCUGAGCUUGUGGGAGUUUUGGCAGAUGUGUACAAAUGACGUUGCAAGUGGCAGGUUUUAUUUUCACCAUUUUAAAAUCUUCUGUAGCACUGACUGUGGCAGCAGUGUUGUCUAGAAUGCACUCUAUUUGGGGGGCAAAAAGUUCAUAGUUUCUGACUGGAGAGGAAGGCUGUUUCCAUGAUGCAAAAGCAAUCUGUUAUCUGAUGGGCAAAACACAAUGUGCACUAGUGUGCUAGGUUCAAACUGCAUCCACUAAAGACCAUCCAGUUGCAAGACUACUAAUGUUUCCUUGUUAAGCUCAUGGUUUGGAAAGAGAAGAUAUAUCCUCUUAUUUUAUCAGGCUGUCAUCUAAAUUGCUAGACAUAUGCAGUUAUCAAACAGAAAUUUGCUUCUUCCAGCUGAAUGCAUACCCUUCCUAGUAAAGACUUCUUCCUAAAAUGACAGUUUUCACAAUUCUCCACCAACUGAAAAAGAUUUCAAGGUUUUUUUUUUCAUAUCCCAAAGAUGUUCAGGUGAACAGUUGACUAUGCUCAAGUCUUGUCUGCAAAGUAAAGUUCUUUGCUUAAAAUACCCCUCAAGGACAGCUGAUCCUAAAAGGAGUUUAUUGAAUAGAGCAAUUCCUGUUUGAUCUGUAGAAAGGCAUGUGUAUAAAGGGAAAGUGUGAAGCAUUCUUUUUCUAGCUGUGUGGUUUUUUCUCCCUGUUUCAAGAGAAGCUCAUCUUCAAAAAAGUAAAGAGAAAGAAAGUAAGAUUUGAUUUGCAAAACAGCUUGGUACCAGCACAGGUGCUGAAGGGCAUAAAUUAGGAAGGGCUCCAUCAUGGCCCCUUUCAUGUGGCUUCUUGGGGGCUUGCAGUUCCUGGCAUGUUCUGAGCAACAGGUGCAGCAUCAAGUUCAAGCACCUGGCAGCCCCCCUUUUUUUCACAGUUACCAGCACUCUGUGCAUUUCCAAGUUUGUGUGCUAGACUUCAAAGGCUGACAAAAGUUCUCUGGCUGGAGUAAUCCCCUCCUUUUUUUGGUUCCAAAUGUAUCGGGGUACCUUCUCUUUCAAUCUGGACUGCAUCAAAAAGGUUGAGUAAGAUGGAUCAGUUUCAAAACCUAGCUAUAAGUCAAUUUGUCUGUGGAAACAAAACAGAGAUUUUAAUCAUGUUACCUGAGCAGCUGCAAGAAUGAAUGGUUUCUUACAGAACAAGCCUGUGCCUAGAAGGAAGUGUCACUGAAUUUAAUGGGCCUGGCUCUCAGGUCAGGCUGCACAGUGGACCUCCCCUACCUGUUGGAGUUGUGGUCCAACCCGUGCGGUUGCCUCCAAGUUGGGGAAGGGCUGCUGUAUUGGAUUGCAGCGCUGCUUGAAGGAAAGAACCUGAUGGUUUCAUUAAACAUCCUUCAAAUCUCUGUUAAGAGAAAUCAACCAUUUCAAGAUUAAAAAUAAUUAAAUUCUUUUAUCCUUUUCUUCGUCUCCCAGCUGGAAUUUGGAACAUUUCAAGAGACUGAUGAGGUAAAAAAUUGAUUGUAGCUACUGCGUAAGUUUGGGAUUGCCUCAAAGAAAGUGAAGUCAGUUAUUUUUUUAGACCUGUUGACAAGCUGAGAGUGCUGUAUAUUCUUGGAGUUUUCACCUGUCCUAGGCAAAGCUUUUCCCACCUCGGUGCUCAAGUUGAAUUUCCGUAUGUUGCAGAGCUGUCGGAAGCAUAUACAGAAUAGUUGCAUUUCUGUGUCAAGGCAUACCACCCUUAUUUAAAUGAGCUUGAGUACAAUAGAAGUGAGGAUUUUGGGCACUAUAUUCUUUUGACUGGUAAGAAAUUGCCUUUUAACAGGGUUUUUCUCCCUAAGGGAAUAUAAGCCCCACCAAAGUGUUUGAAACUGACAUGAAAAACCUGCUACUUGUUACAAGCCCCUUUAAGCUGCCUGCCACACCUGCUUUGAAACAGCAUGGUUGGCUGAGCAGAGCAGCCCCCAGGUUGGGUAGGAAUGGUUGGAUUUGGCUUACAAAUUUAAGAAUCUUUCAGAGGCUUUACUUGCACUAAUGCAAUCAAGUGCAGAUAAAUUAAUUCGUUGUCACUGAUUUGUCACUCCAGCAGGGGGUGCUAUUGAGCAGUCUGUAGUGCCUAAACACAGCAAAUCUGCUAGUAAGUGGUCAUGAGAUUGGAGUAUUUCAUACUUCUCCAAGCUGGUGCCCUCUGAGAUGCCUGACUGCAGCUAAUUGGGGAAGGCCGGAAUAAUGUAUUGAUACAAUAUGUUCUAAAGGAGAAUUAAGCAAUUUAUGCAGGACUCCAGGUUGCAUAUUCCUGCUCUCAAACAUUUUAUUUUCUGAUCACUGUCAGUCAAGACACUAUGGGGCUCUGGUCCAGGACAACUAGUCUGCUGGUAGUUAAGGGCAGAAAUCUUUAUAAUUCUAACCUAGAAUAACUUGAGUGAAAUCAAUGGGAUUAUUCCAAGUAUUCUUCAAUAUUGUGUUUAUUUUAAUAUAUUUUCAUCCUGCCUUUUUCCCUCCUCCAAGGAGUCUUACGUGCUCUUCUUCCUUUUGAUUUUAUCCUCACAUCAACCCAGUGAGGUGGGUGACUAGCCUGGAGUCAUCCAAUGAGCUUCAUGGCUGGGUGGGAACUAGAAUCCAAGUCUCGGUCCAGAAAAGUAACCUUUAUGCCACACCAGCUCAGUUUUGCUUAAUGCUUGGCUUGGUGUUGGCUUUAGCCUUUAGAAGAAGAAAGAAAACCUGCAUCUGAAUGGCCAAGUGGUUCAAUGAAGUCCGACAGGUAGGAGGCCAGCUUGCACAGCGAUGCCGCUUUGCAAAUAGUCCUGAGAGUCAGCUCAGCCGCUCAGGAUCUGUUGCUGCGAUUGGCAGUGCUCUCUCUGUGUUGAAACAAAAAGAUUCGCAAAGGGGUGGCAAGUGGGUGGGGUGGCAAGGGGAACGCGUCGUUAUAGCAACGCCGUACUGCUGCCAUUCUUGGAUGGUUGGGGGGCUGAGUGAGGAGGAUGCACAGUUGGAAGGGGUGCUUUCGUUGCCUGCAGAAGAAACAUGCGCAUGGCAGCUUCUGUUGGAGAGUGUUGCACUUCCCUAAGCUGGGGUUGGCAGAAGGCAGAUUGCAAUCCAUUGACGGGCUUCUAGAUGACUUGCAGUAAAUCAACAAGAAUUUCUAUCCUGUAAUUGUUUAAUAAAAGCAGCACAACUCCCCCUCCAUCCCUAUUGAAAUGAAGAAAGCCAGGGGUAACCAGGAGUGGUAUUUGUAGGGGCCAUGGGUUCUGUUCACCUCCGAUCCUCAAAACAAAUUCCCAGCCUCAGAACUGAGGCUGUGCUUGGUGGGUCCCAGUGUCUCAGUCCAAACAAACAGGCAAACUAGAUCCUGAAAGCCUGCAGUCUGUCCACGCCUGCCAUGAGGCCCUUCGUGCAAAGCACUGAUGCCAGCACAGUUACUCACUCCCUGAGACUUUGUGAAAAGCAGGUAGGAGUAUUCAUCCCACUUGCAUGAAUAGAAGUGUUUAUUGAACAUGCAGACAGGUAGGUGGAAUCCUAGCUGAAAAAGAAUUGUUGAAACUGCAAGGGCCUCUUCUGGCAAAUGCAGAUCUAAACCAAUUGGAGCAAGUGUGGAACAGCCAUCUGGUCUCGGAUAUUAUGUAUGUUAAGGCUAUCAGCUGCUCAGCCUCUCCCUUUGUAAGCCACCUCAGCUCAUUUAUUAUUUUUACUAGCUGUGUUCCCCGCUCCCCCCAAACAGGCAGUCCAAGGAUAUAAGUGCUAAAUCACAAAGAGAACCAACACGGACCGGCAGGCAUUUCUUAUCCCGGAAGAGAACACUUGACCUCUGCUGUCAGGCAUGACAUGGAAAUAUUCUCAGAAGUACAGAGAUGCCCUGUAUCCAAACCCAAUAUGGGACCUUGCUUCAGAGCGGAGGACCCUGUGAACUCCACCCAGCAGACUUCUUGACCCCUGAGCUUGGCAAAACCACCAUGGACCUGGUUAACACUGAGAUCACAGCUGCUACCACCUCCCUGCCCAGCUUCAACACCUUCAUGGACAAUUACGCGGGUGAAUUCGACGCCUUCCUCUACCAGAUUCCAGCUGCAAACCCUCCCACCGCCACUGCCACCUCCACCAGCACCACUGCCUCCUUCAAGCUGGAGGACUUCCAAGUGUACGGCUGUUACCCCGGCCCUUUCAGCAGCCAGCUGGAUGAGACCAUGUCCUCAAGUGGCUCGGACUACUAUGGCAGCCCAUGCUCCGUUCCUUCUCCUUCCACACCAAGCUUCCAGUCUUCACAGGGCCCUUCCUGGGAGAACUCCUUUGGGGCCUAUUCUCCUACUCACACCUAUGAGGGCAUGAGGCCCUGGGUGGUAGCGUCAGCAGCAACAGAGCCGCCCAAAAGCAGCUCCACCCAACCAGCCUAUUUCUCCUUUGGCCCUGCAGCUCACAGCCCUGGGGUCCCCCCACAGAGCCCUCUGAAGAUGCAGCCAGCUGCCCACCAGCACUUGGUGGAUGGAGAGGUCUUCUCGCUUCCACAGACCUCCCCUUCUCUGAGUUUUUCCCCCUUGCCCCUGGGCCAGGCCUCGCCAGUCCUGGAUAGCACCGGCUUGAUGGACAAUUCCCUCUCCCCAACGAAGGCACGCAGCCCAGGGUCCAACGAGGGGCGUUGUGCGGUGUGUGGGGACAACGCUUCAUGCCAACACUAUGGGGUCCGGACCUGUGAAGGCUGCAAAGGGUUUUUCAAGCGCACAGUCCAGAAGAAUGCCAAAUACAUCUGCUUAGCCAACAAAGACUGCCCUGUAGAUAAGCGGCGGAGAAACCGAUGCCAGUUCUGUCGUUUCCAGAAGUGCCUUGCUGUGGGAAUGGUUAAAGAAGUGGUGCGAACAGACAGCUUGAAAGGCCGGCGUGGCCGGCUGCCCUCCAAACCCAAACAAGCUCAAGAUGCUUCUCCGGUCAGCCUCAUCUCCUCCCUCGUGAGAGCGCACAUAGAUUCCAUACCCAGCGCCACAAAGCUCGACUAUUCCAAGUUCCAGGAAUCUGCCUCCUACCAAUUUGAGAAGGAGGACUGUAUGGACGUGCAGCAGUUCUAUGACCUGUUAACAGGCUCAAUGGAUGUGAUCCGAAAAUGGGCAGAGAAGAUCCAGGGCUUCCUAGAGCUUCCAAAGGAGGAUCAAGACCUGCUUUUGGAAUCUGCUUUUCUGGAACUCUUCAUUCUCCGGCUAGCAUACAGGUCCAAGCCAGAAGAAGGAAAACUGAUAUUCUGCAAUGGUGUUGUGUUGCAUCGUAUGCAGUGUGUCCGGGGCUUUGGGGAAUGGAUAGACUCUAUUAUUGAGUACUCCCAGAACCUACAUCGGAUGAACAUUGAUGUUCCCUCCUUCUCCUGUCUCGCGGCCCUUGUCAUAAUCACAGACCGCCACGGGCUAAAGGAGCCAAAGAAGGUUGAAGACCUCCAGAACCGCAUCGUCAACUGCCUUAAAGACCACGUGACAUCCACCACCAGCGAGCAGGUGCACCCCAACUGCCUCUCGAAGCUACUGGGCAAACUCCCGGAGCUGCGCACGCUUUGCACUCAAGGCCUGCAGCGCAUCUUCUACCUGAAGCUGGAGGACCUGGUGCCCCCGCCCCCCAUUGUGGAUAAAAUCUUCAUGGACACGCUGCCUUUCUGAGGACUUGACAGUUGGAAGUGGCAGCGAACAUCUGGUGCUUCCUUUGGGGAAGGGCAUCUUUCUUCGUUUCUUUCUUUCGGUUUGUGUUUCUCCCCUGGGUGGAGAGCAACUGGCAGAGGGAAUUCCCUGCCACCAGUCUUCUGGAGGGGAGACAGCAGGAACAUUUCCAGAGACAUUUAAAGGGGUGCUUACAUCCAGUGGUUGGGAACUGAAGACCACAAACAACAGAUGCCCCUUUUUCUCCCUUGCACUCCCCACUUUAAGUCUACACAUUUCUUGAGACAUUAAGAAUCACCAUAUAAUUCAUAUAAUUCUCUGUGAACUUGGGACAAUGUCUUGGGCUUGUAUUUUUUUAACCAUGUGGGGAAAUCCCAGUGUGCCUUCUCAGGUUACGUGCACAAUAUUCCUAAAUGAUGCUGCCCUUUUCCACUGCCUGCCACCAGCUCUGCGUGCAGUCCAGCGCCCUGAAUUCCAUACAGUGGCACAGAUCAGCUUUCUGUAAUAUGUGUGGAAUAAGCUCGGUUGGAUUGUGGUGUUGUUUCUUUUUUAACAGACCAAGCCUGGUUAGGGAUUUAAAACAGAGGUACCUUCUCCUUCUUUCGCAAUCUGUGUUGUCAGUCCUGGAUCAGCCCUGGUUUGACCGUUCGCUCCCGGACAUGGGAACUGGAAUUUCCCACGCCCUCCGCAUAGAAGCAUUGGAGCAAUUGGCAAGGGCCGGAGGGACAGUUCUACCGUGAAGCAGUGGGCAUCCCACAGACAGCUUGCUCCUACCUGCUGUUUCAUCAGCGGCAGUCAAGUUUGGUUGGGUGUAUCUGUAAAAGUUGUAUAUAAGAACAGCAUGAUGGCUUUGUAAAUACGGAUGAAUGGAUGAAUGGCAGAGGGGAGACGGGGGGACUCUUCUGUUUGAGCCACUGACGCUCGUGCAUUGCCCUUGUACCUGCAGCACACCUUCUGCCUUUCUGUGUACAUAACUUUGUAUUGUAAAGUCCACCAAUUUUUUGACAUUUAUAUUUGUCUAUCCCCGCUUUCCAAUUUCCAGUAUGUGACUUUUCCAAUUAAUAUAUAUUUAAUAUAUUGAAUAAAAAAAUACCCUGAGUAGAUGUAAAUCCA